AUGGACAGAGGCGGCUCGCCAAGGCGGAAGCGCCUCCGGAAAUCGCCCGCCAUGGCUCAACCUCUACCUCAGCCGUCCUCCACCGGCGAUCUGACCCACCGAUUAGCCAGCGCGCACGUGGACAACGCCGACAAUGCCGACGCGCGAGGGGUUGUCGAGCCGCGAGAGGUGAUCGAGAGACGGCGCUACGAGUAUCUCGACCACCCGGCCGACAUCCAGCUUCACUCAUGGGGCCCGCGACUAGAAGAGGCGCUCGAAGCGGUGAUGAUGGCCAUGUACGGCUACAUGACCGACUUGGAGAAGGUGGAUGAGGUCUACCAGUACUACUUUCGCGGCCAGGGCCAUGACCUGCACACCAUGAUCUUCUCGGUGAUGGAAGAGGUGCUGUGCGUCUUCCAGUCGGAGCCCUUCUUCAUCGCCAAGCGCUUCGAGGUGACCGCGUUCGACCGGGAGAAGUUUACGAUUGAAGCUCGGGGCUAUGGCGAAUCCUUUGAUAUGGAGCGCAAGCACACCCAAGAGGGCGACAUCAAAGCCAUCACCUACAGCAACAUGCAAGUGCUGGAACAACCGGAAAGAACCGAUCUCUAUGUGAUUGUCGAUAUU
Messenger RNA from Mesorhabditis spiculigera, 603 nucleotides. NCBI's taxonomy places the organism in Eukaryota, Metazoa, Nematoda, Chromadorea, Rhabditida, Rhabditidae. The record is from the annotation of a GenBank genome assembly.